Messenger RNA from Erythranthe guttata (spotted monkey flower), 660 nucleotides. RefSeq lists its product as uncharacterized. NCBI's taxonomy places the organism in Eukaryota, Viridiplantae, Streptophyta, Magnoliopsida, Lamiales, Phrymaceae. The record is from RefSeq and is a predicted model, not a curated record.
AUGGCGAACUCGUCUGUAAGCAUGAAACUAUUGAUCGAUACACAUGCAAAGAGAGUCCUGUUUGCCGAGACGGACAAAGAUUGUGUGGAUUUCAUGUUCUACAUACUCUCCUUGCCAGUAGCUAACCUCGUCAAUCUUGUCGGAAAAAAACAAAUGGUGGGUUCUUUGGGAAACCUGUACGAAAGCAUUGAAAAUCUGAACCAGUCUUACAUACAACCAAACAAGACAAAAGAUUCUCUUCUGAAACCAGUGACGGCACAUACAAGUGGUUCUCAUGUUCCUCUAUUAGCGCUGCAAGCUGCACCCACUACUGUGAAAAAAUUCUAUACCUGCACACGACGUUCCAGUAAUGAUUAUGACGAUUAUUGUUAUAGUAAUAAUAAUAAUUGUAAUAGUAAUGUAUCUGAUGAUCCAAACGCUGUUUGUCCGCAUUGUAACGGGGCUAUGAGCAUUAGCAUGAACUAUGUUGCUCCACCUCCAAAAAAGGAAUCUAAUUCGUCAAGCAAUGAAGAAGGUUUAGGGUUUGUGAAGGGGGUGGUGACUUAUAUGGUGAUGGAUGAUCUUGUGGUGGAGCCCAUGUCUACUGAUACGGGCCAUUCUGGAAAGAUCCAAUACGAAUUAGGCCCACGACAAAAGGCCCAUGGCAAUUCAGCCCAAUGA